UCAGCAUGAGGGUGAAGAGUUAAUGACUGAAUUUUCAUUUUUCCUUUAAUGGAAUGGGUAUUUGUUAACCCACCUACAGAUACACUAUCUAGAUGGAUGUGUUACGCAAAUUAAAAGGUAUUUAGAAAGAACGUAUCUCGCUUUAUUUGACCUCAGCUGUUCUGUGAGGAGUGGCAGUAUAAACACGGUGUACCUGUGGAGACGAGGCCGACCGGCACCUUGAUGAAACAACGGCACACUUUCACUUUCACAAGUUUCCACAUCUGUAGACACAACUGCACAAACAGAAGGAGGAUGCGUGUCGUGAGAACAGGCUGCACCGCCAACACCCUUCCUCCACAAUAGAGGAUCAUAACACGGCGUGGGCUCAUUCGGACUUGUGAGCACCUUUGGGUCUGACGAUUCGUGUUGUUUCUGUCCCACAAAAAGAAAACUGGGGAUAAUGUUUGUCCGUUUCAUCCCUCUGGUUGUGUGUUUGGUGAGUUUCCUGCGCAGCUUCCAUGUGUCCGGUUGUGAUCACAGCUGUGCAGAUAAACCUGUGUUCACUCCAUCCAGACUGGUGGUGAAGUAUGGUGACCCAACCAGUGCGAAUUGCUCUGUAUGUCAGCACUGCCAGAGCAGCUUUGGUUUGGAAAUACCUGUGGGAGACAAAGAAAUAAAUGGACAUCUGAUUUCAUGGAAGGUUGACCAUUUGACAGAAUGGAGCCUUUCUCCUAUGUGCUAUUAUAAUACUGCAGCAGGUCACCAGUGUUGUAGCAGCCUGAAUAUAACUGUAUACAAUCCUCCAGACAAUGUGGUCUUAAACAUUACAGGUAACUCUUGGGUUUGGUCUGAGGGCCAGAACAUCACUCUGGAGUGUUCGGUCCAAAAUGUUGCUCCUGUUGAAAACCUCACUGUGACCUUCUACAGAGGACAGAGGCAACUAGGUCAGAAACAGUCUAACAAGAAAUGGGAUAAACCAGUUUCUGAGACGUUUCACCUGGACUUCACUUCCACUAAAGAAGAUAAUGGAGGAGAGUUCUGGUGUGAAGCUGAGCUACUUCUGGGACCUGACGGACCGCAGCCCCCUCCAGUGGUGAAGUCACGAAACUUCUCUGCAACUGUCUUCUAUAAGCCUCGGCUGAACGGGUCAUCAAGUCCAGAUCCAAUCACCAUCAGACAAGGAGACCCUCUCCACCUGGACUGCUCAGCUGUGGGAAACCCCGAACCCACAUACGUGUGGGUGAACCACCAGUCAUCUAAUAGUAGUUCCUCUGAGGGAAGUGUCUUCAUGAUCACAUCUGUAACUCCUGCUGAUGAAGGGCUGUACGAGUGUAUAGUCCGUAACGAUGUGGGGGAUACCGCUGUGGUGUUUAAUGUCACUGUCAUAGGUCUGGAGUUUUACACAACCACAGUGGAGAACCCGACCACAGUGACGAACCCGACCACAGCGGAGAACCCGACCACAGUGACGAAGCCAACCACAGUGACGAACCCGACCACAGCGGAGAACCCGACCAUGACACCAACAACAACAGAGCGGAGCAGAAGUUCCAGCAGCGUACUGAUUCACAGGUUCAUCUGGUGUUUUACGCUUUUGGUUUCUGUUCUGGUUUGAGUGAAUUCACAGAGAACGCAAAAGGAGGUUUGUUGCUCAAACAACAGCUUGUAUUGUUUAUGAGUGUAAUCGAGAAUCAAAAAGGCAUUUUAUUGUAUACAAUCAGCUCCCUGAAUACAUCAUGAAGGCAGCCUGUUGUGUGAUCAUGCGAUGACCUGAGAUCUAAACACUAAAGAACAUCAACUUGUACGUGAGUAGUUUAUACAUUACUUUUGUUUUUCUGCAUACACAUAUGCUACAAAAUGCUGAAAUAACUGUUAAGUUAGAGUGGCUAUACUUUAUAGUUAGUUAAAAUAAAAGUGGAUCUGUAGUGCUUUGAGCUAAAGGCUAACACCAGCAUGCUAAUAUGUUCACAAUGACAAUGCUGAUGGUACCCCAUUAGCACAAACACUGUAAAUUGUGAAUUGUUCAAAGUGCAGAUAUGAAGCAGAGCUGAGAUGUUAAUGUGGCAGUGCUCUCUGUACUUAUGUUGAAAUAACAAGGUGUAACAUUUCUCCUAAAACACUCUAAAAACAUCUUGACCUCCGUUGUUUAUUUGUGGCGUUCCAUAAUUACAUUAUUCUAAAUGUUCAAACCCAGAGGAACCAGUAAUGUAACAGAAGGUGCGUUUCAUUCUGUCACCUGUCACAUUAACUACCGGGGGGAAAUUCACAACAUGAGGAUGGAAGUCUGUGAAUAGCACACCGCAUCUGUGAACGUUUCUGGUUGAGUCAUAUAGUCAUGUAUCAUAGUUGUACCUAUAAACAUGUUUCAAACUUUUGUCCCGAAUGCUUUACUUGAAAUGUGUAAACUCAUUUAUUUCCAUUGGCACUUAGGAUGUAUUGAAGUGUGAUACCCAGUCUGUUAUUCAGAUUGUUUAUUACACAAUUGUAUCACAAAGGCAUUGAAAUAUCAUUUAUAGCUGUCAAAACACACUGAACACACUGCAGUGAAUGACACUGUAAGUUACAAUACAUGAGACUAUAUUUUGAUAUAAGUUAAAAAAAAAAAAAAAACAAAUAAGGGAGAAAAAACAUUUUAAUUAACAUUCUAUUAGAUCAGAGCCACAUUUGUUUUCCCUGCCAUUUAAAAUAAUAACACUUUUUUAUGUUGAAUAUCAUGUUUUCGUUCCCUGGGUUCAUGUGCAACAAACGUUAAUGGGAAUGAAAGUCAGAUGAAUCUCUUCUCAAGAUUACAAUCAAAGCAUUAAUAGACUACAUAACUCUCCAAGCCCAUUUCCUGUCAUUGAAAAGCUCCACAACUCCUGACUCUCCCUGAAAAUAAACAGGAAUUGGCUUUUGUGCCACACUUUUAAGGCGUUACCUCACAAAUUGUAUUACAGUCUCCAGUGCUUCCACUCUUCAGAAGUUUUUCUCAUCAGGCAAAAAUUGUGUCAUUUUUGGCACAGUGUUAUUAUCCACCGCUGGGAGGCACCAUAGUAGAAAUAUCCUUCAGAAAAUGACCUGAUCAUGACAUUAUAUGUUUGACCACAACCACACCUAAAGUUAUCAACAGGGAUGUUUUCUCAGAUGUUUUUUGUAAGGAAAGGAAGGAAGGAUGUGUUAUAUUGUGAUAAUGAAAGCUCAAACUCACAUAAAAGCAUUGAGAACUCUGUGACUUGUGUUUGAACGUCAGGGCAUUGAUGUAUCACGCGUACAUGAUGAAUCCAGUGGAAAUCGCAGUAUGGGCAGGUUGGGACUCGUACGAAACCUCACCCCUCUAGCCAGUCCGGUUCUAAAGGAUAGCGUUAGUCUGCCAGCCACGCAUGAAAAUUUAAACUUGCUGUGAUUAAUUGUUGCACACACAAGCAGCACAUGAAGUCAAGUGUUGAGAGAGGACACAACCUAAAAACAGAAGCACGUGGAGAUAGAUGAUUAGAUGUCCUGAAAACCAGUAAUGAGUCAUCCAUUGUGUAUCUCUUCAUGAAAAGGCGCUGUCAGAAUAGAAAUUUUGAAACUGAUUUACAUUUUUCGAGCUGGGGGAACUGAACAGUUUUAGAUUCAGUGUCUUUAUAAGAACAUAUGAGGAUGUGAGAGGAAGGGAGGUCCUAACAGAGAAAAGUUAGACAGGCUGACAGGUAAAUGGAGUCGAGAGUGAGUGUUGCUGGAACUCUUACACAGGAUCCGAAUGAGGGGAUUUAAAUGGAAUCUGUGGAUGUUUUUUCAAUGUCUGAAAUUUGGAACGUGUUCAACAAUUUCCCAUACAAGGCCCGUGUAAUAAAAUAUAAGCCAUUAACAGCAGCACCUGAAGGAGCAGGCUGAAACCUGAGCUGUGAGACACUAAAGAAAACAUCCACAUAUUCCCUUUGAGUCCCCUCGUUCUGAGUUUAAGCAACACUUACAACUGACAUACAUCACCUCGGGCAAUAUGAUGCGACAGGGCUCACACUGAUGUCAUCUCUGACGUUCAUGACUACGAACUAGGUUUAUUCGGAGAUCUUGCAAUUUUCCCGUUUAAGGAAAAAAUGGGAAGUUUUGUAACCUUUCUUAUGAAUCCCAUCCCCCACCACUUAAAGGACGUCAUUUAUUUUAAGACCAACUUCCUCUCACUAUUAACUUUAGCUUUACUUCUGCGUUUCACUUCUCUUAUUUUGCAGCUCUGAUGGAAAACGUGUUCAUUUAAUGUCAUUCAUGUCAUUUUCCAAGAUUUACAUGGACAGUUAAUUUGCCUAGAGGCCUACACUGACAUUGAGGUUGUUGAUUUCAGUUUUUAUAAAAAGAUGAAACAGAUAGGCAUCUGGUUUCUGCCCCUGUGUAGAGUACGUGAAGAUAUAACUUGGCUCUCCCAGCUCAUAUUUGGCUUAUCAAGCUGGUUCACGUGAAUCUGGGGGAGACAGUGGAGGUGAGUGUAAACAGACAUGUCCUGUUUCAAGCUGCCUCUGUUUAUGUUAUCUGUUAUGUAACUGUUGAAGCUCACCUUGUCCUGCUCAAACUGUAUCAGAACCGUUUUACUGGAUCUGACUGCCCAACCUGUUACAAAGGGCAAGUUUUUCAAGAUCAUACAGAGGCAAGCUUGAUGUAAAAUGUCUGAGUUGUUUUCUGUUGUUGGCUAUUAAAUUAAAUAUUAAAAUGGU
Acanthopagrus latus (yellowfin seabream) is the source of this 4649-nucleotide messenger RNA. Its product is annotated as cell adhesion molecule 4-like. The record is from RefSeq and is a predicted model, not a curated record. Gene Ontology annotation, biological process: cell-cell adhesion. Gene Ontology annotation, molecular function: integrin binding. Bases 443 to 1597 code for a protein of 384 amino acids. Lineage: Eukaryota; Metazoa; Chordata; Actinopteri; Spariformes; Sparidae. Gene Ontology annotation, cellular component: membrane. The transcript is spliced from 5 exons.